Arachis ipaensis is the source of this 900-nucleotide messenger RNA. NCBI's taxonomy places the organism in Eukaryota, Viridiplantae, Streptophyta, Magnoliopsida, Fabales, Fabaceae. The record is from RefSeq and is a predicted model, not a curated record.
CCGUCCUCAUCCCUGUCUCGAGUUCAACCCCCACUUGCAAUCUCUCUUCCCUUCGACCCCAGCGGAACAACAGCAGUUGAGUUCGGGGAAGAAAACACAAGUUAGAACCUGGACAGAAUUUUUACACUGUUGCAAGACAUCGACGUCAAGACAUGGGAAAGCCGAAAUUACUAGAGACACGGUGUUCACCGUGCUACAUCGUAGAUUUGUUCCACGAUCUGGAAACUAACCAAGCGAAAGCAAAGCUAGAUGAGAUAGAAGAAAUUGGUUUCGGUUUCCUUAAGCUAGUACCAAAGUGGAAUGUUAAACAAGGGAUAAUGGUGAUGCUGGCCAAGGCUUACGACACUGAAACAAGCACCUUGAAAGUAGCUGAUGGAGUUAUCCGUAUUGGGGCUGAGCUGUUUGAACGUCUGUUUGGAAUUCUGCCCGGUGUUGAUGACUUCCCCCCGUUCGACGCUAGUAAUGCCGACCAUGUGUCGAUACGAAGAAGAUUUCACCGGUUAAAUACUAUACAGCUGAGACAGUUUGUUAACCAGUGCGCUAUGGAUACUGAAGAUGAUAGGAUGGAGUUUAUGAGGCAUUUCAUCCUGCUCGUGCUGAAGAUGUUUUUGUGUCCGACUGUGCAGCACGUCAUCUCGUCGUGGCACAUCAAUACAAUACUUGAUGUAUCUGAUCCCGGGAGAUUCCGUUGGCCGUUGCGUAUUUUCAAAUCAUUAGAACAAGCAAUUAGGAAGUACCAAUGUAAAAAAAAAACAAGUCUUGUGAGGGCUGCAUGUUUGCCUUGCUGGUGUUGUACUUCCAUAAGCUAAAGCAUGGUGAUCUCAAUAAUUGUCAAGAACCUUAGCCGUGACUUUCUGCAUGGACUGCCAAAGAGCUUAGCGCCAUGGCAGCAACUAUUCA